AGAGAAAGAAAUAGAGGCAUUCACGCAAGCUCACGCAAAUACUAAAUGAAGCCGUCUUAAAUUCUAAGUAUUAACCGAAACGGCCGUCGUUUUGCCCAGGAAAUAGCAAAGAAACUAAUUUUCCUCCUCCGUCACCGUUUACCUGUUUCUUUUCGUUUCGUUUCUUUUUCAAUCCACUUUCUUCUUUUUUCUUUUUUGGCUUCCUCUAUUUUCCAUUUGCCAAAGAAUCGAGUCGGCAAUGAGUUCUGAUCUCAAACUGCAAAAAUCAGAAGCUGUAGCUUAAUCGAGUUCGAGUUUCGAGCUCGUGCUUAGAUCUGUUUUCUUUUUUUUCUAAUUUGAUUUUCUUUUGUUCAUUAGAAAGUGAAUUGAAUUGAAUUGAUGGAUCUGAGAGGUUCCGUUUUGUUCUUGGCAAUUAUUCUGAUCGUUGAAACAUACUUCGUCGUUGCGAAUGGAAAUUUCGUGUUCCAGGUGGAGCGUCGAAAAACGCGUUUGGGAUUAAGCGAUGUUAGAGCGCGUGAUGAUCGUAGAAGAGGUAGGAUUCUCUCUGCGGUGGAUCUCAACCUUGGCGGCAAUAGUCAGCCUACCGAGACCGGGCUGUAUUUUACAAAACUUGGGCUUGGUUCUCCUCCAAAGGACUACUAUGUUCAGGUUGAUACAGGAAGUGACAUUCUCUGGGUAAAUUGUGUUGACUGCGCAAGAUGUCCCAAGAAAAGUGAUAUUGGUAUAGACUUGACUCUCUAUGAUCCAAAGGAAUCCAAAACUUCAGAAUUGGUUCCUUGUGACCAUGAAUUUUGCUCUUCCACAUACGAUGGUCCAAUUCCUGGUUGCAAGGCUGAUAUUCCCUGUCCAUACAGCAUAACUUAUGGGGAUGGAAGUGCAACUUCUGGAUACUACGUGCAGGACUACCUUACUUUUAACCAUGUUAGUGGUAAUCUCAAUACCGCACCGCAAAAUAGCAGUGUCUUUUUUGGGUGUGGCAAUGUACAGUCUGGGACAUUGGGAUCAUCUUCUGAUGAAGCCCUUGAUGGAAUAAUUGGUUUUGGACAAGCAAAUUCUUCGGUGCUUUCACAGCUUGCUGCAUCUGGAAAGGUGAAAAAAAUAUUUUCACACUGCCUUGACAAUGCUAAGGGUGGUGGAAUAUUUGCCAUAGGGGAAGUGGUGGAACCAAAAGUCAAAACAACUCCAUUGGUACCAAGAAUGGCACACUACAAUAUCAAUUUGAAGGAUAUUGAGGUUGGCAGUGAUAUUCUACAACUUCCGACAGAUAUAUUUGAUUCUGGAAGUGGGAAGGGAACUGUAAUAGACAGUGGAACAACCUUGGCUUAUCUCCCAAGCAUGGUUUAUGACCAACUAAUUUCAAAGGUCUUGGCUGGGCAGCCUGAACUGAAAUUAUAUCUCGUUGAGCAACAAUUUACUUGUUUCGAGUAUACUGGAGAGGUGAUAUCUGGUGUAUUGGAUGGCAGAAAGGUGUCUCACAAAGUAAAAAUGGAAGGGACAUGACUCUUCUUGGAGAUUUGGUGCUAUCAAACAAACUAGUCGUAUACGACCUUGAAAAUAUGGCCAUUGGAUGGGUUGACUACAAUUGCUCCUCUAGCAUUAAAGUGAAGGAUGAGAAGACUGGAACAGUAUAUACAGUGGGCGCACACAAUCUAUCUUCAGCUUCUACCUUCUUAAUUCGAAGAAUAUUGACAUUCUUUUUGUUGCUAAUUCCCGUGUUAAAUUGUUUAACUAACUAGGUUCUUGUGUUAUACGAGGGAUGUGUCAUUCAUUCGAUUUUUGUUGUACCAUAAUUCGUUUUGUGAUAAAUGUGCAGUGUUAACGAUAUGGUAUAGUUUAAAUAUUUAUCAUUAAUGUAUCCCCAAAAAAGAUAUCAUUGAAAAAAGGGCAUCUUUUUUUUGUAUAACUACUACUUUCUUCUUCUCUAGGAAACAUUUUUAAGUU
Arachis ipaensis is the source of this 1941-nucleotide messenger RNA. Lineage: Eukaryota; Viridiplantae; Streptophyta; Magnoliopsida; Fabales; Fabaceae. The record is from RefSeq and is a predicted model, not a curated record.